AUGGACGUACCAGGCUUUGCAUUGAUAACAGGAGCUGCCUCUGGCAUAGGUAGAGCAUCCGCGAUCACAUUCGCCAGGGAUGGCGCAGCAGGAGUAGCAUUAUUGGAUCUCAACCAGGGAGCUCUGGAGCAAGUUAAAGCCGAAGUCGAGAAAGCAGCCGCCGAACGGGGGGCAAAAUCCUUGCAAGUCGAAGUAUACACUGUGAACGUGACACAUGAAGACCAAGUUAUUCAAGCCGUCAACAGCGCCGCUCAGAAAUUUGGCCGCCUCGACUAUGUCAUUAAUGCCGCUGGACUUGCUAUGAAGCAUCCUGGUGGCGCGAUAUUCGCAGAAACUAGCGACUGGCAACGCAUCAUCGACGUCAAUCUUACAGGAACAUUUCUGGUCCUUAAAGCGGCGGCGCGGAUUAUGCUGAAACAAGACCGUAUCCUCUCCAGUAUCGAUGGACGCCCAUUGCAACGUGGUUCCAUUGUCAAUUUUGCCUCAAUAUUGGGGGCUGUGGGAGUGCCAAUGUCGACUGCGUAUACUGCCUCGAAACAUGGAGUGAUUGGCCUGACUAAGACCGCAUCGGAAGACUAUGCCAAGGAUGGGCUUCGCAUCAAUGCGAUAUGCCCAGGAUAUACGGAGACACCUAUGACUACUCAAUCGGAGAUAGUCCUGCAAGUAAUGAAGGAGCGAGUAGAGAAUGCUGUACCCAUGAACAGAAUGGGCACUGCCCAGGAGAUAGCCGAUGGCGUAGUCUACCUAUCCGGUGGAAGAAGUUCCUUUGUCACUGGAACUGCACUAUUUGUGGAUGGCGGAUAUACUCAAAGAUGA
Exophiala aquamarina CBS 119918 is the source of this 816-nucleotide messenger RNA. RefSeq lists its product as uncharacterized. The transcript has a single exon. The record is from RefSeq and is a predicted model, not a curated record. Lineage: Eukaryota; Fungi; Ascomycota; Eurotiomycetes; Chaetothyriales; Herpotrichiellaceae. Bases 1 to 816 code for a protein of 271 amino acids. Gene Ontology annotation, molecular function: oxidoreductase activity.